UCUGAGCGCUACCAUGAAUCACUUCCAGACCAUCCUCAGCCAGGUCCGGAUGCUGCUCUCCAGUCAUCGGCCGAGCCAAGUGCAGGCGCUUCUGGACAACCUGCUGGCAGAGGAGCUUCUCUCCAGGGAGUACCACUAUGCCCUGCUCCAUGAGCCUGACGGUGAGGCUCUGGCCAGGAAGAUCUCCUUGACCCUGCUGGAGAAAGCAGACCCAGACUUGGCCCUCUUGGGGUGGAUCUGGAGUGGGCUGCAGGCCCCGGCAACCGAGAGGGACCCCGGCUACAAGGACCCCGGUGUUGGAAAGGCAGACUUGGACAGGAAUCAGAGUCUCUGGUUGAGCUGGCAGGAGCAGCAAGUGCUGGGAGAGCUCAAGCUGUGA
Hippopotamus amphibius kiboko is the source of this 379-nucleotide messenger RNA. Its product is annotated as MHC class II transactivator-like. Lineage: Eukaryota; Metazoa; Chordata; Mammalia; Artiodactyla; Hippopotamidae. The record is from RefSeq and is a predicted model, not a curated record. The transcript has 2 exons. The coding region runs from base 14 to 379 and encodes 121 amino acids.